AUGCAAACUCGAGCACAACUGAACUCCGAUGCACGUCGAUGGAAAUUCUCAGCGAAAGGAUUCCCCUUGGCAGCUGUAGAGGGAGAAGGAUCGUGGAAUCCGAGUCAGCGGUGGAGGUCAUGUUGCACAGAUCUACGACAAGCCUUGGCUAAAGCUUUGGUAGCAUAUUAUCACAAGUAUGUCGAUGAGCAGAGCAAGAAAGAAUUAAAGGAUCAAUUUUUCGCAUACGAUAAGUCACUUCUUGUUGCCGAUCCUCGUCGCACUGAAGCCAAGAAAUUCGGAGGACCAGGAGCUCGCGCUCGUUACCAGAAAUCCUACCGUUAA
Molecule: messenger RNA, 324 nt
Organism: Cooperia oncophora
Lineage: Eukaryota; Metazoa; Nematoda; Chromadorea; Rhabditida; Trichostrongylidae
Source: the annotation of a GenBank genome assembly